This is a messenger RNA of Strongylocentrotus purpuratus (purple sea urchin), 3478 nucleotides long. Its product is annotated as adhesion G-protein coupled receptor G2-like. The coding region runs from base 187 to 2172 and encodes 661 amino acids. The record is from RefSeq and is a predicted model, not a curated record. NCBI's taxonomy places the organism in Eukaryota, Metazoa, Echinodermata, Echinoidea, Camarodonta, Strongylocentrotidae. Gene Ontology annotation, molecular function: G protein-coupled receptor activity. Gene Ontology annotation, biological process: cell surface receptor signaling pathway; G protein-coupled receptor signaling pathway. Gene Ontology annotation, cellular component: membrane. The transcript has 8 exons.
CUACCCAUCCAUCAGUCUAGAAUGACAAAAUAUAGUCCAGACCCCGCCCCUUCCUUCCUUCUUAAAAUCUCCUUGCCACUGCAAGUAAAUUUCGAGGUCUGCAAAAGAAGAUGCCCACGCUCAUCUAACGUUUUUAUGCUAUCAAAGAGUUGAUGUGUUUUGUAGUUAACAUUACUAACCCCUGAUAUGUGUGUCUCUUUAUACUUGAAGAAUGGGAUAUAUGAUGCUAAUGUUGCUGAAGAAGUUUUCACAACAACCCAGAACUAUGAGGACAUUACCGUUAUUGACAUUGGCUUACUGUAUGAGAUCCUGCAGCUCUUAGCUGACCAGAACUCUGAUACAAAUGUAACCGGUCUUAUAGUUGGAAUAGUAAACAACGUGAUGUUUGUCGACGUGGAUGUGCUAGCCUCUGCCCAAGAGAAUGGCAAUUAUGCUGCCCUUAUCGUCCAGGUCUUGGAAUCUCAGUUGAAUACCGUCGACAUUAACAACGGCACGCUUGACAGAGCUUAUCCUAAUAUAGCAGUUCAGGUGAUUGACGUCCCUUCAGAAACUGCUGGAGACGGCAUAGUGGUCACCAUAUUAAGUAUGGACACCGGUUCCUUGAGCAACAGUGACAUCAUGGUAGAAACACACCAAGACACACCUACUGAUUCUGUCCCAAGAGACACCUUUGCCAGGGUUGUUGUACCCAUCGAGGUAGCCCAAGUUUUCACUACUCUAGAGGUCACGGAAGUCCCAUCAAGUUCUAACAACACUACCAAUGGAGACAAUCUCGGCACAACUACCGCAUCAGGAGUGUCAAGUGGUCCUUGGGAAACGACGGGUAAAAGCUCUAUCGGGUCUCUCAGGGUUGCUUUCGUUGUGUACGCCAAUGAUGCCAUGUUUCCUUCACCGAGCCUUGCUCUACUCAACCGGGAGACACAGGAGUUCAACCGUGAGAUUAAUACUCCAGUGGUGUCCUUAACAAUCGGCGGACAGAAGAUAGAGAAUCUCAUGGAGCGUGUCAAUAUCACUUUCUAUAGAUUCAAGCCCGACUCACGUUAUCCUACUUGUAACUUCUGGGAGUUUAAUCUUGUUAAAUGGUCUAUGGAGGGAUGUCAACUGUUACUUGAUAACGCCGUCAGAAGCUUCAGUGAUGAAUACUACACAUGCGCCUGCGACCACCUGACAAACUUUGCCGUUUUAGUGGACAUAUAUGCAGAGGACAAACCUCCGAAACCUGCACUCCGUUUAUUGAGUAUCAUUGGGUGUGCUAUAUCAUGUGUGUGUCUGGUCAUCGCUAUCGCGUCCUAUCUUAGUGUCAAGAAGAUACGAAGAUCUCAGACUCACAAGAUUUUCAUCUGUCUUUGCACCACCCUGCUCUGUUUGUACACCGUCUCCCUCGCCAUAAUCGCUCUCGACACGGAGUUCAAGCAUGCCGAGGUCGAGUUGAUACCGUGUACCGUCCUGGCGGCACUCGUCCACUACUUCGUGCUCUCUUCGCUUACGUGGAUGGGCAUUGAGGGGUUUAACACUUAUCUGGUCAUCGUAAAAGUGUUUAAUACUUACAUCCCGAAGUUUAUGAUCAAAGCUUCGAUUGUAGGAUGGGGUAUCCCGGCUGUGAUUGUUGCUGCAACUGGGGGAAUCACUAUGAACUAUUAUGCUGAAGAAGAUUAUUGUUACAUCCGGAAAUGGCCCCUCAUUGGUGGUCUCUUGGCCCCAAUGGCUAUCAUCCUCAUCAUCAAUAUCACUGUGUUCAUCCUGGCAAUGUGUCGUCUGAAAAGUUCUGCACGAUUGGCAGGACGUGUGAAGAAGCACUGCAAGACCGAUCGUCAAGAGACCCUAGAACGGAUCCAGAAUGGCAUCGCCAUGUUGCUCCUGCUUGGCUUCACCUGGACUACUGGAUACCUGGCCCUGAUCAAUUUGGACUACACUGAACUCCUCUUCAUCAUCUUUAACUCCUUGCAAGGCUUCUUCAUCUUCGUCCUCUAUUGUCUUCGAAAGGAGACCAUCAGGAAGCAGUGGCGCCGUUGUAUUUGCUGUGCACUGUUGCGGGAAGGUGGCGGCGCUGAGUCCCACGGAAAUUCUGGACGAACACCAGGAUCUACCAGUGGGACUGGAGGCUCCCAACCUAUGUUUGAAUCUUCGUCUCCCAUAUCUCAUACCAAUCCAUCUUUUGAAAACUCAAAUUAGAUAAAAAAAAAUCCAUCAGGCUGUGAAGAUUCAUGUGCGAGCGAUGUAUCUCUUGUCACUAAUAGCCAGAAAAUGAUAGUAGACAUGAUAGACUUUGAUUUAAAUAAGGUAAUUUCUAAACCCCAAUGCAUUGCCUAUCGAAAUUAUGUUCAGAUUACGUAAUAUGGCUUAUUCGUGUUCCUACAUUUCAAUGUGUAACGCCCAAGUUUAUUAAAAUUGCCUGAAGUUAAUUUGUUUAAAGUCCUAGCGAUCUUGCUGUACAUAAAUGAAACCCUCUGGAAUUUUAUUAAAACGCUUUGUAAUUUGUUAUUUGCUCUCGAUGGUAGGGACUAUCUGACUUGUUGGAAUUAUGUUGUAUGAAUGAGCAUUAUAGGUUGAUACACAAUAAUGCAUUGUGUGAGUGCGGAAGUGUUUGUUUGAAUGAUUAAUUGACACAUUUUUAUAUAAACAUAAUCAUAUGCAAUAACACGAAAGGGUUGUAGAGGGGUAGUAUGUUUGUUUGUUUAGUUUGCUUCAUUGUUAAACAUUUCACAUAGCAAGGUUGUCUCAUGCAUAAGAUUUAACAAGAAAAUACACAAAACAGUGUUAAACAUUUCACAUAGAGAAUCGAUGAUGUGAAAUUAUGAGGAACCUACUUAGUAGCACAGCUUGUAAAUUAUAGGUUCCCGAAAUAAAUACAAAAUAUCGAUUUCUGAUUUCGAUAGCAAAAAAUAACGAAGUAAUAACAGUUUGAGUCACGGACACAUUCGCAUUAUGAAUAACAUGUAGACAAGUUUUGCAGCCACGAUUGAAGUAGGCUACUUGUUGCUGCAAUAUGAAUAUUGUUUAGAUGAGAAUGGCCGAUGGACAUUCCGAUUCCAUUUUAAUGCCCAAAAUACUGUUUUGAUUGUAUUUUCUAAAAUAUUCCUGAUAAUUGUUUUCAAUUAUUGUAAAUUCUAAAUUUUAAAGUAUAUUAAAAGAGCUUUUCUGUCCUGAAAUACGUUACAGAAAAACCCCAAUAUUAUUCGUUUAAUAUUUUUUUUUUUACGUAUUUAUCAUUAUCAUUAUUGAUAAUAUUGAUAUUAUUAUUAUCAUUAUUACCACUAUUAUUGUCUUUAUUAAUCUGUUUUACUUAAUGCUUUAUAAUUACAUCGGAUAUGUCAGCUUUUUAGGCUAAGACAAGAUUAAGAUAUCCCCUAGCUAUGUCGAGUGAUUUGUUGAGUAUAGACGUUCCCGUACCAGCCAAAAUCUACAUGGACAUUGCUGUAAAUAAAAUAAAUACUGUAAGUUUGUACUUGUACCAUUGAUUUUCAUAUUAUAUACAGAA